AUGAUGCUCCGCAGUCAAGCGAAGAACAUUGACAUUGCACAGGGUAAACAUAUUUCGUUGAAGUUCUGUAAUCGUAACAAAUUGUCAAAUUUUAGCAGAUCCACGUCACAAGCGAAAGCAGAACGAGCAACUUGAUACACUCAAGAACCCAUCGGAGCCCGUCGCUAAGAAGCAGCACAAUAAGGUACGCUCAAUUAAGCUUUCUUGCCCUCGGUAUUUGCAGACUAAACCAAUAUUUUAUUUCUAUCUAAAAUCAGGCUUGAGUACGUAAACACGCAAGAGCGAUACAUUGAUUAAAGACAAUCCAUUCUCAAAUUUUUCUCUUUCAGGGGCUUACUGAGCUCAGAGCUCACAUUUCUGGAUUCCAAAUAGACUCGGCGAAACGUGACCCAACUGCUCCGAAGCCAGACAAGGAUGUUGAGAACAUUCCGCCGCAAGGAGCCGCCAUCCACAAGCUCUCUCUUCAAGCUGAGGACCCUUGUCCACACUACGACUACGACCUGGAAGAGGCUGGCAAUCCGGACAGCGUCUCUGAGUACGCUCCAGAUAUUUUCAAGUACUACAAGGCCAGAGAGAACCACUUCCGUGUGUUCGACUAUUUGGAAAGGCAUCCGGAGAUCGAUAUCAAGACACGCGCCAUUCUCAUUGAUUGGAUGGUGGAGAUUCAGGAAACCUUCGAGCUCAAUCAUGAGACCCUCUACAACGCCGUCAAACUUACCGACAUGUACCUCUCCAAAACGGAAAAAGUAGACAAGAACACGAUCCAGAAGCUGGCGUGCGUCUCCGUCUUCAUCGCCUCCAAGUACGAUGAGCGCUCACCGCCACUCGUGGAUGAUCUCAUCUAUUUGUCGGGUGACCGUUUCACACGCGACGAGCUUCUCGCAAUGGAGAGAGAACUGUUCGCCGCUGUCGACUUCGAUUUAGGGAGUCCGCUCAGCUACCGCUACCUCCGUCGUCUGGGACGUGUAUGCCGCAUCGACAUGAAGACUCUGACACUGGCUCGGUACAUUCUGGAAACCACUCUUCUCGUGUACGAUUACGCGCUCGUGUCGCAGAGUCGUCUGGCCGCUGCCGCCUUCCUUCUGGCGAUGCGAAUGACCGACAAAGAGUACGAGUGGAGCCCAGUGCUUGAGAAGUAUUCCGGAUACACCGGACAGGACAUCUUACCGCUCAUGGAGCAUGUCAACCACACCAUGCACUACGUCAACAAGAAGUGGAGCCAGCUCACCAGCAUUCGUCAGAAAUAUUCCCAUGAGUAAGUUUCCCUUCAAUCUAACUGUAAGAACAAUACCAAACAAUCUAAUUUUCCAGAGUCUUCUUCUCCGUAGCGCAUAUGCCGCUUAUCCAAGACACUUACUCAUGGUCUACGACGAUCGCUCCACUUCCAGCUAUCGAGUAUCCUUAA
This is a messenger RNA of Caenorhabditis sp. 36 PRJEB53466, 1405 nucleotides long. Lineage: Eukaryota; Metazoa; Nematoda; Chromadorea; Rhabditida; Rhabditidae. The record is from the annotation of a GenBank genome assembly.